AUGAAGGUAGUGAAAAAGGGCAAGCUGGCAGUUAUGGGACGAAGUCGUAGUCGUAUUCGUAUUCGUAUUCGUAUUCGUAUUCGUAUUCGUAUUCGUAUUCGUAUUCGUAUUCGUAUUCGUAUUCGUAUUCGUAUUCGUAUUCGUAUUCGUAUUCGUAUUCGUAUUCGUAUUCGUAAUCGUAAUCGUAUUCGUAUUCGUGUUCAUAGUCGUGUUCGUAGUCGUGUGCUGAAAAUCGUGAAGAAAACUUGCUGUGGAAAGCACUUUCUUUUAUAG
Molecule: messenger RNA, 273 nt
Organism: Lichtheimia ornata
Lineage: Eukaryota; Fungi; Mucoromycota; Mucoromycetes; Mucorales; Lichtheimiaceae
Exons: 2
Coding region: 1-273 (90 amino acids)
Source: RefSeq, a predicted model, not a curated record